AUGUCAUAUCAAGCUUUAUUCAAUAUACGUCUUAAUACGCGCCCUCGGUGGAAUGUAGAGAAGCUGGAGUGGGUGGAGCGGACAGAUCCAAUUACCUGGCAUCGCAAAUUAAUUUACAGCAGAAGGCGCCGUGGCGUCGCUCUCACCUUGACAUGUAGACGCACCCAAUCUGACGCCCGGACUCUACGACAGAUGACUGUAAAUCGUAUAAGGGUAGUUGUGCUUGGAAGUCCUCGGAGUGGGAAGUCGGCGGUGGUUGUGCGUUACCUUACUAAGCGCUAUAUUGGCGAAUAUAGUUCGACUGGAGAUUUCCUCUACCAACAUAGAGUGGCAUUCGAUGGUGCUGUAUCCGAAGUAGAAAUAUUGGACACUUCAAAUUGUGCGAUUCGUGGAUGCUUGGGUGAGCACCUGCGAUGGGGAGACGCGUUUGCUGUGGUGUACUCGGUCUGCGAACGCCGCUCUUUUCUGGCGGCCGCGGAGCUUCUUUCCCUGCUGGAACGCACACGGCUGCCCAGUUGUGCAGCUAUCACUCUCUUGGGCAACAAACGUGACCUCGAACACGCCAGGGAGGUCCACGCAGAAGAGGGUCAAGAGUUGUCGUUGAGGUUCGGCUGCCAGUUCUAUGAAGUGUCCGCCGCGGAGUCGUGUGCAGGCGCAGCACUCGCCUUCCACGCGUUACUGCGGGAGGCGCGCGCGCUCGCUUUAUUGCUACCCGCGCCUAGACGCAAACUUACCGCCUACUCCGUCUCUAAAGUGAUUGGAACGAUAUUUGGGAAAAACAGCAAAAGCGUGCGAAAGAAACGACCAUCGCUCAGUAUU
Molecule: messenger RNA, 819 nt
Organism: Brenthis ino (lesser marbled fritillary)
Lineage: Eukaryota; Metazoa; Arthropoda; Insecta; Lepidoptera; Nymphalidae
Source: the annotation of a GenBank genome assembly